AACCGUCAGUUUCAAUAUCUGUCUGUCUUGUUUCAUUAAAAAUGUUGAAAAAGUUGUUCGUGUUUAACGAUCUUCCCGAAAUCCCUGGAUUAGAAGAACUAGAUGUUAAUUACUACGCGGGAAGUAAAAUAUUUUACGUCAUAACGCUCAUAUGGCCGGGUCAAAAUCGUCUUUUGCAAUAUUUCGGAAGAUUUGUGAUAGCAUUAAAUUUUUCUUUCGUUAUGACUCUUCAAUUACAUACCGCUUAUAAUGCACUUCAUCCACCGAUCAACUGGGAAUUUGCCAUACAAAAUUUAUUCGAAAUAAGUUUUGUUUCGAUGAUGUCUUCUAUGUACUACAUAUUUUGUUCUAUGGAGCAGGAGGUACGAGCUUUCACUUUGAUGACUGUAAAUUUUUGGAAUAGCAUAACGGAACCCGAACAAAAAGACUUUAUGAAAAGCAUGAGCCAAUUUCAUUGCAAAAUAACGAUAGUCGUUAGAGGUUUGAUGAUGAAUUUUUAA
This is a messenger RNA of Trichogramma pretiosum, 500 nucleotides long. RefSeq lists its product as uncharacterized. The record is from RefSeq and is a predicted model, not a curated record. The transcript has 2 exons. Lineage: Eukaryota; Metazoa; Arthropoda; Insecta; Hymenoptera; Trichogrammatidae. The coding region runs from base 42 to 500 and encodes 152 amino acids.